AUGGCUGCUACGGCACCUGAUGAAGGACGCAUCUACUCGGCGACAUAUAGCAAUGUCCCGGUCUACGAAUACAAGCUGGGUGCCGAGAAUGUGAUGCGGCGGCGGGUCGAUGAUUGGGUUAAUGCGACCCAUAUCUUGAAGAUUGCCGGACUGGACAAGCCGUCGAGGACUCGGAUCCUGGAGCGCGAGGUCCAGCGUGGUGUACACGAGAAGAUCCAGGGAGGAUACGGCAAAUAUCAAGGAACAUGGAUACCUCUUGCAGAAGCUCGAGCGCUGGCGGACAAGAACAACGUCCUCGACAAGCUACGGCCGCUCUUCGACUUCAUGACCGGCGAUGCCAGCCCUCCGCCAGCGCCGAAACACACCACCGCUGCAUCCAAGCCACGCGCGCAAAAGGGUGCUGGUGCAGGCCGUAGAGCACCCGCCGGGUCUGCCCGCGGCUCGUUUACCACGGUCAACCAGCGCAUGACGCCCGUACAGCCUGCUGCACCGGUUGCGCCGGCAGCUGUUGGAGGCAGCUUCAGCCAGGAACAGUACAAUAUCAACCAGUCGUUCAAUGAAAAUUCGUCCAUAAUGCAGGGAAGCCCCGAGACUUCUUCCAUCAUGGCGGACGAUGACCUGGCUCACAUGUCUCCCGAAUCAACACAGUCUCGCAAACGCAAGCGUGGGGUCAACGAUGUCUCCAUGGGCAUUAUCGAGCAAAAUCACAUCCUCUAUGGUGACCAGCUACUAGACUACUUCAUGACCGUUGGCGAUGAUCCGAGUGCAUCUCGAGUCCUCCCGCCGAUGCCGCCCGCGCACUUCCAAGUCGACCGGCCGAUCGAUGACCAGGGCAACACCGCCCUUCACUGGGCCUGCGCGAUGGGGGACCUCGACAUCGUCAAGGAUCUGAUCAAUCGUGGUGCAGAUGUGCGCGUGCGGUCCAACCAUGACGAAACACCGCUUGUCCGAGCGGUCUUGUUCACGAAUAACUAUGAGAAACGUACGAUGGCAGAGCUGGCAGACCUAUUACAGAGCACACUUACAUUCCGCGACUGGUUUGGCGCAACGGUCUUCAACCAUCUUGCUGCUACGACACGGAGUAAAGGGAAAUGGAAGAGUUCUCGGUACUACUGCCAAACGCUGAUGGAUAAGCUAGCCCAAGUCUUUCCGAGACAUGAGAUAUCGUUACUUUUAUCAUCGCAGGAUGCAAACGGUGAUACGGCAGCACUGACUGCAGCAAAGAACGGAUGCUAUAGGCUAGCGACUACACUGCUAGCCCAGUGUCCCGAGGCUGGCGAUCUACAAAACAGACACCACGAGACAGCCAACGAGGUGUUGAUGGCCCUGUAUAGGCGGCGUAAGGAGAACCCUCCUCCCCCAUCGUCCGUGACAUAUGCUCAAGACAUCGAUGGCGAGGGCGAGUAUGCUGUUACAACGCCCACAGCCAACUACACCGGAUCUGCAGUCGCAACUGAAGCUACUAACGCGCUACUUGUCCGAAUCGGGUCCAUAAUGGCCGAAGCCAACAGACGACUUGCUCGCGCGUACGGAGAGGCUAAAACACCUCCGCAUAGCAGCAGUGGCAGUGCAGAAGACAUGACCAACCCCAAGGGCCUAUAUGAGCAAUUAGAAUCCGAUAGGGCGAAUAUCCGCGCCCAAACGGAAGCAUUGCUGGCCAAGGAAGCCGAAAGCGAAGAUCUCGACGCCCAACUCGUACGGUUCAAUGAGAUAAAAUCAAAGUACGAGUCGUUACUUAACCAGAAACACGACCUGGAACUUACCGCUUUAUAUGAAUCGAAUGGCCUGAAUGAUGACGCGGGUAACUCGGACCCUGACCGCGAACUCGCCCCCGAACAGAUGGUAGAACUAUAUACGCUUGCAAACGAACUGGCUCAAGCACAGCUAGACCGCUCCGACGCCGUGGCCCAACUGAUCCGUCAACGAGCGGACGCAGGCGUCAGCACCAAGCUAGACGUGCAUAGGAAACUGGUCUCGCUGGCCACCGGUCUGGCAGAGGACGAGCUAGAUCCGAUGAGCAGCGAACUAGCGGACGCGCUGGAAUUUGAUAGGGCUAACGAGAAAAGAUCCGGGCCCGGGCCAGGUGCUGUCAGACAGCUGAUGGCUGGAGGCGAGACGGAAGCAGAGACCUUAGCGCGCGUCUCUUUCCUUUUCCCCUUUCGAGCCGACCUCUCUCUCGUCCUUCUUCCGUCUUUCUUCUCCUUCUCCUUCUUCCUCUUCCUCUUCCUCCACAGCUCGCCAUCCCAUCCCAUCCUCACAUCUCCAUCCCCAUCCUCGCUUCUUGUUCUUUUCUCUUCUCUCUCUUCCUCUCUCGCUCUCUCGCUCUCUCUCUAUCUCUCUAUCUCUGCGUUCCUCGACUUCUCUUCGUUCAUUAUCGCUGCUCUGCUAGCCGGACGACCACGCUAUAACGACCGCCACGCCCGCGACUACAACCGCUGCCGUGUGCGUGCCGACUCGCCCACCACCCGUCAAACAGGCCUCUCCCCGGGCCUUUCUUGGACCCGGCAGAUAUCGCGCACCGUUGAACCGUUUUCGAAGACCCUAGAAAUCGCUACGUUAGCCUUGGUUUUGGUUGAUAUUUCUUUUUCGUCCGCCGUUUAUUCUCGAACCUCGCCAACAUCGCCAUCCAUCAAACGUUAG
Messenger RNA from Arthroderma uncinatum, 2640 nucleotides. RefSeq lists its product as uncharacterized. Bases 1 to 2640 code for a protein of 879 amino acids. The transcript is spliced from 4 exons. Gene Ontology annotation, cellular component: MBF transcription complex; SBF transcription complex. The record is from RefSeq and is a predicted model, not a curated record. Lineage: Eukaryota; Fungi; Ascomycota; Eurotiomycetes; Onygenales; Arthrodermataceae. Gene Ontology annotation, molecular function: DNA binding; protein binding; transcription regulator activity.